This is a messenger RNA of Colletes gigas, 1600 nucleotides long. RefSeq lists its product as uncharacterized. Bases 1 to 1245 code for a protein of 414 amino acids. The record is from RefSeq and is a predicted model, not a curated record. The transcript has 5 exons. Lineage: Eukaryota; Metazoa; Arthropoda; Insecta; Hymenoptera; Colletidae.
AUGUCCAUUGUCGAACAAUCGGUCGCGAGCCAGGGGAUCAUCGUCCCGCCAAGUUUACCGAUAAUUUUAAAACAAUUUUGCAAGGCAGCUAUACGAACCCAACCGUACGAUUUACUUAAAUGGUCCAGCUCGUACUUUCGAGCGUUGGCUGACGGCGAGGACCCACCAACAAAACUGAGACUCGAAUAUCCACCACCGAGCACCGCUUCCGGAUUGACGCUUGGUUUUCUUAGAAUUUUGCUAAGGCAAUUCGGAGAUUAUAACAAAUCGUUGCCCGUGGAAAUGAUUUUACGUCGUUGGGAUUGCUUGUGCUUGGACCGACGAGAUUUAAAUUUGAUCAUGAUGAUCGGGAAAUUUCGACGAAGGUGUCAGGUGAAAAAGUUUCUGGCUAUAGCGGUGGGCCUCUUAGGAUCGAGUCUCUUCGAGACGAUGAUCAUGAUUUGUGAAUUAUUCACUCACGAACCCGAAGGAGGAUCAGCUAUGGUUCCUGUUACGUUGUUCAUGGAGAUUUAUGGGUAUUUGGCAGGACUUCGAUGCGACGGUAGCGAAAGGGACUCCUCCGAUGAAGAUCCGACAGAAUUCAUUUUAUGCAACGAAUCCAACGAUUCUAGAUCAUUUGCGAGCCAAGAACCUAGCGAUGAUAAGUUCUCCGUGGAUCGUGUUUGCUCUAUCGCGAGCCAAGACACCGAAGCGGACGUAAAUUUGGAUUUGGAGCUGGUGUCAAAGGAAGACAUUGACUCCUCAAGAACCGAUAUUACGCCACAAUUAGGCGAGAGUUAUACCGAUCAGAGAAAAAUGGUCGACGAUAAAACCGAGCAAGAUUCUUCCAGCGAAGGAACUUUGAAAGUAGAAGAAAAUAAUGAGAAUUCUGGCGCGGAUGCUGAAUUGAGUAAAAGAUCUCGGUCGAGCGACGGGAAAAAAUCGACCAAAAGUGAAAAUAUAUCUGACAAGUGUACGUCUGGCAGCAAUACUCCAGACGGAAAUGCAAGUAAAGAUCAAAGUGUUCGUAGCAUAGAUCGUAAAGCUUCGAGCGGUAAAAGAAGAAAAAAAAUCCUAGAUCCAAAAUCGCUUAAGUAUCGUCCGAAUGUUCCUGGUAUUGGACCUCGUUUGUCGGCUGAAGAGGUAGCCAGUGUGGCGAUAUGGAUGAGCGAAUGUGCAAGAAUACAGGAAGGUAUGGUAGGUCCACGAAAUUUUCGGCAUAUGAAUUGUCCUCCUUUAGACAGACAACAAAUAUCGGAAUCAUGACGUUAAAUAAAUUUUCGCAAUCUCUGAGCUUGCAAAUAAUUUUGCAUCAAUAAUAAUGCAUUGAACGCACGUCACUUCUCUAUUAAAAACAGCAAAAAAAAACAAUUGCAAUAACUUUACAUAAAUGUUCAAAAAUUGAAAUUGUUAAGGUAUGUAAAAUAGUGUUUUGUUUAGAAUGUUUAAAAUUUACGUUUAUUGUUAAGUCAUGUAUAAUUAGUGGACGUGGAACAUAUUGUUAUACUUGCCAGUAAAAUAGAAAACACUGUAGGAAAACCAGAAAUGCAUUACACAGUAUUAUCAGAUGAUAUUAUUAUCCUACUUCAUUUAUUUUAAUGUUUUUUUACUUUUUAGUAGA